This is a messenger RNA of Toxorhynchites rutilus septentrionalis, 869 nucleotides long. RefSeq lists its product as uncharacterized. The coding region runs from base 77 to 499 and encodes 140 amino acids. The record is from RefSeq and is a predicted model, not a curated record. NCBI's taxonomy places the organism in Eukaryota, Metazoa, Arthropoda, Insecta, Diptera, Culicidae. The transcript has a single exon.
UUUGUUGUGACAUUUUUCAAUAUGUCUGAACAACAUAAACAAAUCCGGAGAUAGCAGCGUUCACGGCUUCACGGCAAUGGGCCGAAAAGGAAAGGCGAAGACGGCUAAUAAAGCGAUUGGAAAAGCAAAAAAUGCCGAGCGCAGUCAAGAAAUCCGGGAACACGAAACUGUAGAGGCCCGUUCGAUUCGGUUGGAGAAAUUACGCCAAAAUCAGCGGGAACGCAUACGGAGUGAAACGCCACAAACGCGUAUGAGAAGGCUCGAGCGCCUGAAACUAAACCAGGUGAAGCGCCUUCAAAAGGAAUCGGACUUGGAUCGGGAGCACCGACUACUGAAGUUACGUGAAUACCAGCGCCGUCGGUUGGAAAACGAAACGCCGGAAGCGAAGGCGAUACGUCUGGAGAAGGUUAGAUUGUAUUACCAUAAGCGCAAGAUUGCCAAGCAGGAGGAAGAAGUGCACAAAACCAAGAUAAAAAUUAAAAUAGAAGCUUUCUGCUAAGAAAUCGGAGGAAAAAGACAGCUCGCGGGCUAAGAAUACAAAAGUUACGUGGAAGCCAGCCAAAACCAGAAAGUUGCGGAAACCAAAUGGAAGAUAAAAAUUAAUUAAUUGAGGUUUAUUUUUUCAUCCAAAGCAAUAUUUUUCUAUUUCAUAGUUCCCGUUUUAUAGGUUGUCACGAAUAUCUGUAAUAAGCUGAAGAAAAUAUGAGUUAUAGAACUGCCGUUUAUGACUACGCGGAAAGGAUUAGUUUAAAUAAAUAUAGAAUCACAUUAUUGUGAAUCUAAUUUGACUGGUGUCUCCGAUCUUUAUCAUAUAAGUACAAUGUAUGUAAAACCGAACAAUAAAAUAUAUUGAAGUUUGAAUAUGACAA